UGAUAAACUUGGUCCCCACUUUUUUCUGGCUGAAAUAAAAAGAAAGUGGAAGCAUGCUAUGGGAAGAGAGCAACGUAGAAUCCCCACCAAUGAAAUAUCCAAAAGAGUUUCAGGCGAGCUGAAAAAUUCGGGGGACGCCGGAGGGUUCAAGGAAUAUAUCACAAUGAAUUCUCCAACUAAAGACCAUUUCUUUAUUGAAAGAGUUGCCAAACCUUCCACUGGUGCCAAAAGAGGAGAAAGGAUCAGCAAGCUAAAGGGCUCGGAAACGAGUACUGAUGGUGAGACUAACUUCUCCAGGCAUUCGAACAUCUAUAUCGAGGCAAAGAAACAUCUCUCCGUGAUGCUAACAGAUGGUGAUGACAAUGUGGAUCUUUCAAGCAGACAAGUUCCGAAAACCUUGGGGAGGAUUCUUUCUCUCCCUGAUUAUAACUCUUCCCCUGUUGGCAGCCCUAGGUGGAGCUCGGAGCCUAGUUUUAUAACUACACAGAUGAGAUUUGCUGGCUCUGAUGAACUCGACAAUGUCAGCCAUCCACGUCGAGCAGCGGAGGAACAUCCGAGCCGGCUUUGCGUUUCUGAUAACAAAACCGGUGAUGAAAUCGAAGGUGAUAAUAUCUUUUCGGAUAAACUCAAUGCUUUUGUGAAUGAUGACAAAGUGGAUCAAGGUGAUUGUUCUAUCAAAGAUGAAACGAGUUCUGUAGGUAUUAUCGUUCAGGAAGAAACUAAGCUCUUGGAUGCUUCUUCAAAGACUUCCAUUACAACAGAUGACAAAAUUGUUGAUGUAUCUGAAGUUUAUGAUGAAAAACAAUAUCCACAUUGCUUGAAACAGGAGUUAUUUGAAGAGGACCAACAGUCAUUUUCUCCAUUAGCGUCUCCAUCGAACUCAUCAGUCACCAAAAAGGUUGAAGGUCUAGAGAGUGUUAGUGAUUUACAGGAGCGGCCGAGUCCUGUAUCUGUUCUUGAGCCGAUAUUCAUAGACGAUGUUAUCAGCCCUGCUAGCAUCAGAUCUAUUUCUGGUGAAACAUCCAUACAACCGCUAAGAAUUCGAUUCGAAGAACAUGGUUCUUCAGCAAAUCACAGUGGUGGUUUUAAAACUUGUAUGGAUGAUAAGGAAUCAAUACUUAAGCACAUAAAGGCUGUGCUACAGGCUUCGAGUUUCGACUGGGAUGAACUCUACAUCAGGUCACUCUCUUCGGACCAGCUUCUCGACCCUUUGUUGCUUGAUGAGGUAGAAUACUUACCCAACCAACUUUGUCAUCACAAGAAACUGGUCUUCGACUGCAUUAAUGAAGUCCUCAUCGAGGUUUGUGGGUACUAUUUUGGUUCCCCUGGCGUGUCAUUCGUUAAAACUAAUAUCCGUCCUCUUCCGAACAUGAAAAAUACCAUUGAAGAGAUAUGGCAAAGAGUUUAUUGGCACGUGCUUCCAAUGCCACUGCCUCGCACUUUGGACCAGUUAGUCAGAAAAGAUUUGGCCAAAACAGGAACAUGGAUGGAUCUUAGACUUGAUGCAGAUUUCAUCAGUGUCGAGAUCGGUGAAGCCAUCCUUGAAGACUUGGUCGAAGACACUAUAACAAGCUACGUAAAUGUAAGUCCGGAAUGUGAAUAUCGUGCCGAAGGACUAGAAGAGUGACAUCAACUUGUAAAAGGCAACCGACUGGGUUUUGUUCAUACUUCAUACCAAUAAUGCAUCUCUCAAUAGGUCAGGAUGGGAUAAAAGCAAGCUAAUCAAGUCCCAACAAGCAAGAAGAGCUUCAUUUAACUCUCCUUCUAAGUGUUUUGUCAGAUGAUGCGACACCGUUUUUGUAACCGUGUCAACCCGGAGAUCAUCUUACUUGUGA
This is a messenger RNA of Hibiscus syriacus, 1835 nucleotides long. RefSeq lists its product as uncharacterized. Bases 59 to 1627 code for a protein of 522 amino acids. The record is from RefSeq and is a predicted model, not a curated record. NCBI's taxonomy places the organism in Eukaryota, Viridiplantae, Streptophyta, Magnoliopsida, Malvales, Malvaceae. The transcript has 5 exons.